This is a messenger RNA of Chenopodium quinoa (quinoa), 1164 nucleotides long. RefSeq lists its product as uncharacterized. Gene Ontology annotation, molecular function: nucleic acid binding. The transcript is spliced from 3 exons. Lineage: Eukaryota; Viridiplantae; Streptophyta; Magnoliopsida; Caryophyllales; Amaranthaceae. Bases 1 to 1164 code for a protein of 387 amino acids. Gene Ontology annotation, biological process: DNA integration. The record is from RefSeq and is a predicted model, not a curated record.
AUGCUUGCGAUUGUGUUUGCCAUGAACAAGUUUAGGUCCUAUCUUAUUUGCUCCAAAGUGAUUGUGUACACGGAUCACAUAGCGGUUUGCUAUCUUAUGAUAAAGAAGGAAACAAAGCCACGCCUCAUCCGUUGGGUUCUUUCGCUUCAAGAUUUUAAGAUGGAGAUGAGAGAUAAAAAGGGAGCGGACAACUAUGUGGCGGAUCAUUUGUCUAGGCAUCCUUUACAGAAGGAGGAUGUACCAAUCAAUGAAGAAGUAGGAUUUGAAACUCUCAUGGCUAUAGCUUCAACAUCUAGCCCAUGGUAUGCGGAUAUAGCCAACUGUCUUGCUUGCGGGGUCAUUCCCCCGGAGUUUUCUUCUCAACAAAAGAAGAGGUUUUUUAAGGAAGUGAGGAGGUACUUUUGGAAUGACCCCUACAUGUUUAAACAGUGUGGAGAUGGCCUUUACCGAAAAUGUGUUCCGGACUAUGAAAUCAAAGGAGUUCUUGAGCAUUGCCACUCGUUUCCAUGUAGAGGACAUGGGGGAGUUGAUAAGACGGUGGCAAAGAUUUCUCAAUCUCUCCUAUGGUGGCCGAUGAUGCAUAAGAAUGCUCCAAACUUUGUUUCAAGAUGCGAAAAGUGCCAAAGAACGGUCGACUAUGUGACUAAGUGGAUUGAAGCCAUACCCUCCCCUACCAAUGAUCAUAAGGUUGUGCUUAAACUUCGCAAGAGAAUCAUAUUUCCGCGGUUUGGGGUUCCUAGGGUGCUAAUUAGUGAUGGAGGUUCCCAUUUCGCCAAGAAGCAAUUCGAAGCUCUUCUUAAGAGGUAUGGAGUUCAUCACAAAUUUGGUCUACCUUAUCAUCCUCAAACUCAAGGGCAAGUGGAGGUGUCAAAUAGAGAGAUCAAGAACCUUCUUGAAAGGAUGGCUUGUCAUUUGCCGGUUGAGUUUGAGUAUAAAGCUUGGUGGGAAAUCAAGGAGCUUAACAUGGAUAUGUCGUUGGCCGGUGAGAAGAGAUUGCUCAAGCUUAAUGAACUUGAGGAGCUAAGAUAUGAUGCCUAUAAGAACUCAAGGCUAUAUAAGGAGAAAACCAAGAAAUGGCACGACCAACAUAUAAGGAACAAGAGCUUCAAGGUUGGAGACAAGGUGUUGUUGUUCAACUCUAGGCUUCGUUUGUUUCCCGGAUAG